This is a messenger RNA of Haliotis rubra (blacklip abalone), 1002 nucleotides long. Its product is annotated as phospholipid phosphatase 1-like. Bases 139 to 915 code for a protein of 258 amino acids. NCBI's taxonomy places the organism in Eukaryota, Metazoa, Mollusca, Gastropoda, Lepetellida, Haliotidae. The transcript is spliced from 7 exons. Gene Ontology annotation, biological process: phospholipid metabolic process; phospholipid dephosphorylation; signal transduction. The record is from RefSeq and is a predicted model, not a curated record. Gene Ontology annotation, molecular function: phosphatidate phosphatase activity.
AAGCCACUAUAAAUGUAUAUUAUAAGGACUGUUACAGUAAGGACGUCGUAGGUUAGUAGCACCAUCACGUCGACUGAUACAUGGAUUGACUGGCUUAUAGUAGUCACCAAAGCGUGGAAGUAGAUAUGUUUGAUCAGAAUGGUCGGCAUCUGGGAUGUUGGCAGUAAAGACAUGCUGCAGAUCAUCACUGAACUGAUCUGUGUUUCUGCAGUGUGGGGCCCCCUGCUGUUCCUGGAAUGGUACGGGAUAGCAACACUCCAGGGGUUCUUCUGUUCCGACACAAGUCUGCAGUACCCAUACCGGGAGUCAACCAUGACAGCCUCCAUCAUGUACCCCGUCAGCUGCAUCUUCCCCUUCCUCGGGAUAAUUAUUAGCAUUUGUUGUGAGAUGAAAACAAACAGCUUUCCAUUGAAGUCUGUCUACAGACAAGUGCUCGUGUUCGUGUUUGGCUUUGGUUUGGCGCACCUGUUGGUUGAUGUGGGCAAGUUUUAUGGCGGGAGACUUCGUCCUCACUUCUUUGACGUGUGCCGCCCUGAUUGGUCACAGAUAGACUGUUCCGUCGGCUACGUUACCGAUUAUACGUGUCUGGGAACCCACAAAACCCGUCUCAGAAAAAUGAGACUGUCGUUUCCCUCCGCCCAUGCAAGCUGCAUAUGCUAUGGUGCCGUCUUCUUCAUAGUGUACGUUCAGUCCCGGAACUUGAAGAGGCACCUGGGAUUGAUGCCAGCGACACUUCUUCAAGCUGCAGCCGUCUGUCUUGCAUUUUACACGUGCAUCUCGCGUAUAACAGACAACAAACACCAUGUGACUGACGUCAUCGCAGGGUCUUGUAUCGGCUCUGCAAUAGGUUACUGGAUGGCAUCGCUUCUGCAUACUGUGCCGGAACCAUUGCCUGACAAGAAGAAGAAAUCCUAAUCUACAAGAGUGUAGUAUCUGGUGUCGUUUAAUUGCCUGGAAAGAAGAAAUCCUAAUCCACAAUAUCUGGUGUAGUAUCUAGGUGUC